AUGGACAUUGUGAAGAUAGCAAUCUAUACUAUUGUUUUAGUGUGCUUCUAUUUGGCCAGUACGUAUGGAAAGUUCAGAAGCAAGAACGCCAGCAGAGCGUGUCUGAAUUCAAAUGGAAGAGAAAGACAGGGAGCAUACAUUAUAGAAAUAUGCCCGCAGGUAAUUGACAGCCACAGAGCGCUGGUCCCCGCAGAUAGAAAAAACAGCAGCAAAAAAUUUAGAAGAGCUUCUGUAAAACUGGCUGAAAGCGCUCUGAAUGAAGACCCGUUUAGCUUGAAUGUUACGAGAUUCACCAUGACUGCAGAUGGAAAUAUUAAAAAAAUAAAACUGCCUGAAGCAGGCCAAGCAGAAGGUAGCGCAGAAAUACUAAAAUGUUCUGCAUUUAUGGAAGAGAAAAAGGCAUUCAGCGAUAUUUUGGACUUUGAGAGUGUCUUUGGCAGUUUUCUGCAUGAAAGAGGAAUAGACGGGAUACGCGUAACCAAUCCCGAAAUAGCCAGCCACUUCAAAAGAUGCGACAAAAGAGAUAGAAGAAGAUAG
Messenger RNA from Nematocida minor, 537 nucleotides. RefSeq lists its product as uncharacterized. NCBI's taxonomy places the organism in Eukaryota, Fungi, Microsporidia. Bases 1 to 537 code for a protein of 178 amino acids. The record is from RefSeq and is a predicted model, not a curated record. The transcript has a single exon.